Messenger RNA from Carassius auratus (goldfish), 1120 nucleotides. It is a transcript of the gene pithd1, whose product is annotated as PITH (C-terminal proteasome-interacting domain of thioredoxin-like) domain containing 1. Bases 221 to 859 code for a protein of 212 amino acids. Gene Ontology annotation, cellular component: nucleus. The record is from RefSeq and is a predicted model, not a curated record. The transcript is spliced from 6 exons. NCBI's taxonomy places the organism in Eukaryota, Metazoa, Chordata, Actinopteri, Cypriniformes, Cyprinidae.
CGUCACAAGAACGCGACAUUGGUUCUCUUGUUUUUUUAUGGUCCAAUCAAGUUCCACGUUUUGUAUUUGCGUGGUCUACUUUCCACUUCUACCACCUAUGUAACUACGAUUUUAGCAUAUGCCACAGAAUCCGCUACUAGAGCGGUUGUACGUAUCUCUCUAGUAAGCUUAGUUGUAAGUGUUUCGGAACUUUUUCGGUCCCGAGCUGCAAGUUCACGCCAUGUCUGGACACGGUCACGGCCACGGCGGCGGACACAGUCACGGCUGCUGUGAAUGCGAUCACGAGCCAGCCGAGCGAGGAGUGGAAUACGAGCUGUACAAACGCAUUGACAUCGAGAAGCUUCAGUGUUUGAACGAAAGCCGAGACGGAGACGGUAAACUGGUGUUCAAGCCUUGGGAUCAACGCACUGACAGGACGAAGUUUGUCGAAAGCGAUGCUGACGAGGAGCUUCUGUUCAAUAUACCGUUUACAGGUAGCGUGAAGCUGAAAGGGAUCAUUAUUUCUGGAGAAGAUGAUGAGUCACACCCAGCUGAAAUCAGACUGUACAAGAACAUCCCUCAAAUGUCAUUUGACGAUACAAGCAGAGAGCCAGAGCAAGCAUUUCGACUAAACAGGGAUCCGCUUGCUGAGCUCGAGUAUCCAACCAAGAUUGCGAGAUUCUCCAAUGUGGAGCACUUAUCAAUCCACAUCCCUCGAAACUUUGGGUCAGAAUCCACUCGUGUGUAUUACAUUGGUCUGCGGGGAGAGUACACCGAGGCUUAUAGGCAUGAAGUCACAAUCUGUAACUAUGAAGCAGCAGCCAACCCAGCAGAUCACAAAGUGGAAACUAUUACACCCCAAACACAGUUCAUAUCAUGACAAAUGGAGGAGAGAAAAUCUCACGUGUGCUGUGUGAAACUAUAAAGUCAAAAGUGUGCAUGAGUUUUGAUAACAGAUGAUGAAUUAAGAGAGCCUAUGUGUUCUUUGAUGUGUUCAACAGGGUUUUCUUCACCAGGGUUUGUUCAUCUGCAAUUCUGCUAAUAUGCCAAUAAAACUUAAGCUAUAUAAGAAUAAUUACUUAAUGUAUGCUUAUGUCAAAUAAAAAGUGUAUGCUUCAAUAAACAGAACAGAUGAGCUGUG